Molecule: messenger RNA, 861 nt
Organism: Mesocestoides corti
Lineage: Eukaryota; Metazoa; Platyhelminthes; Cestoda; Cyclophyllidea; Mesocestoididae
Source: the annotation of a GenBank genome assembly
AUGGGCCAGCCUAAAACAACACUUAUUCUGGCCGAAUUCCACUCCGUAAGCGAACUGGCCAACGAGGUUUCGCAUGUACCGUUUCACUUUGACAACGACUUUGCUAUUGACCAGUUAUGGUCAACGAUUCCAAAACGUACGCAACUGACCACAUCCGAACUCGUUAAUCAAUUUUUAUCCCGCGAUGACUUGGGAGACUUGGAGCCUAUUCAGAUCCUGAGGAAGAUGCGUCAACUCUCCUACGACGAUCCUUUGGAAGACGGUUGGCCCGUUAAUGCUCAAGUAUACCGACUCUCCUCAACCAGAUACUCAACAGCUGAACAAGAAUUGGGAAACAUGUUGCAGCUUGGCAUAGUCCGGCGAUCAGACAGUGACUGGUCGUCUGCUCUGUACAUGGUUUUCAAGACAGUUGUUAGUGAAUGGUGGCCAUGCGAUGAUUAUCGUGCCUUAAACGCAAUAACCAAUCCUGAUGGCUACCAAAUAUCAGAUCUGCAUGAUAUGUUUCGAUUCUACACCGAAAAUCCGCUUUUUUCAGCCAAAUACAACAAACCUCAAAAGCGUUACAGCACUUUCGGUCAUGAUCUUCUUGCUAUCUACCCAGCUGUCAAGCACAUUAGAACCUCAAACGUGUUCGUGAGUGGGGUCGUCAUUUUUACUAACACCGUCCACAACCAAAAGUGGGUUUUCAGCGGCCACCCGAAAUUCACGUUUCCUCUUCACAAGUACCCCCUUAGCGGCAGAAAUGGAUUCUCCGGCGACCCUGCAGUGUCCACCACGGCUUCGUCCUCCGCUGCUGGUGGCGGCUUGUCAGCCACUAGACUUUCAGAUCGUUUGCAGGGCUCUCUGCAAAUUCCUUUCUAG